This is a messenger RNA of Ophidiomyces ophidiicola, 831 nucleotides long. RefSeq lists its product as uncharacterized. The record is from RefSeq and is a predicted model, not a curated record. NCBI's taxonomy places the organism in Eukaryota, Fungi, Ascomycota, Eurotiomycetes, Onygenales, Onygenaceae. The transcript has 2 exons. Bases 1 to 831 code for a protein of 276 amino acids.
AUGGAUCUUGUAGCUGGGGUGCGCAAAGAAGGCAGCCGUGGAGGCCGCGAUGCCUUCAAAUGGUCAGACGUCAAGGACUCCUCUCACCGUGAAAAUUACCUUGGUCAUUCUCUUAUGGCCCCUGUAGGCCGCUGGCAGCAACGCCGUGAUCUAUCAUGGUACGCCAAAAAUGAUGGAGACGGAUCCCCCCAUGAUGCAGGGAACGAACGUAAUGACGAAAUACAAAGAAUCAAAGAGGCUGAACAGGAGGCAAUGGCUCAAGCAUUAGGUUUACCUGUUAAUCUAAAGAUAGCCUCUGGCGCAAAUGCUGCUCGCGUUACUGGGUUAUCUGUCCAAAAGAUUGUAAAAGAGGCCACAACCACUGGAAGUGGGAGCGGCGUUGACAGAGUGAGCGGCAUUGGGUUUGGUGCCUACAAUGGUACAAAAGGCACAAUUGACUCUAUGCAAAAUGGAGACAGACUUGAAGCUAUCGGAAAUUUGGAUGAUAAAUGCAGAGAAACACACGACAACAUAAAGGACGAUACAGUGAUGCGCCAAGACAUAAUUGAUAGGAGACUAGAACGCCGCAGUGACCGCAGCCAGGAGAAGGAGCGCCAUCGGGAUCGAAGGAAUCGGUGUAGAAGGGGUGACUACGAUGUUAGUCGUCAUGAACGACGCAGACAUCGUUCGCGCUCCCCUGGCUGCGUCCGUGAAAAGCAGCGCUCUCGAUCACGAUCGCGAGACCGGCGACGCCGGGAAGAGCGUCGCCGUUUCUACCAAGAACGAUCCCCUACCAGGCAUAGAGACAAUCGCCACAGGCCAGAUGAAUACGAACAUAGGCGGCGUCGAUAA